This is a messenger RNA of Marasmius oreades (fairy-ring Marasmius), 1109 nucleotides long. RefSeq lists its product as uncharacterized. NCBI's taxonomy places the organism in Eukaryota, Fungi, Basidiomycota, Agaricomycetes, Agaricales, Marasmiaceae. The transcript is spliced from 3 exons. The record is from RefSeq and is a predicted model, not a curated record. Bases 471 to 941 code for a protein of 156 amino acids.
UGUCGUUUCCGUUUCAAUGUCGCGCGACCUGCUUGCUCGUCGCCUUUGGCGAUGGGCAGCCCUUUCGUACUCUAUUCUACCUUUUCCAAACCUCGAAAAUCAACAGAGAAGACAUAUUACUACCCAUGUAUCAACAUUAAGAUCAGAGAAAUGUAGACAAGCGGUUGGAGGCACAACAUGCAGGUGAGUUGCUACACGUAUAUAUGGUUUUAAACAUGUCUAAAACAGUUUCUAGGUCUUCACUGGUGUACCAGCUGCUCAAAGCAAGUAAAUCACGAAGACUGCACAGAUCAGCAAGGUCAACUCUUCACGACAUGUAAUGACUGCCGGAACGCGUCACCCUUGAAGACAUGCCUGAGAGCCUCCGCCAAGCGACGAAUCCGAAGGCAUGGAUUUACUGGAUUCAGAUGACUUUGACCAGUAUCUCGGCGAUGGCAGUGACAUGAUGGAAGUCGAUCUACUGGUUAAAGAUGUGGUGGUCAGCCGAGAAAAGAUUUAUUCAGAAAUUUGUGAAGGCUGACAAGGACCUGAAGCUACAGACUUGUGGUGUUUGUCGAGAGAUUUGUUGGAACAUGAAGCUGACUGCUGUCGCCUGCCAGCGGUGUAGCAAGGAUAAAGGAGACAUGAAAAAAUGGAGUACCGAGAAUAAUGUCCAUCCAGCUGAUAUCCCGCAAGCACUGAAGGGCCUUAUCGAGCUCGAGGAGAUGAUGGCAGUCAUGUCUGUUCGCCCUCUGGGUUUCAGUACAAAUACAAAGACCAUGUCUGCAGCUUUGUUCACAAUAUUAUGGCAACACACCUUUCCCGUCUUCCCGAAGAAUGCGAGACCGACAACUUGUCCUUCGACGUCGAAGGACAAUCGCGUCGUGAUGCACAUCCUGGUGAUGGCCAUAGCACUGCAUACUGUAACCGUCAACUGUCUAUAUAGUGACAUUCAAAAAUGAGAAAUGAAAAAGAAUUAGAAUACAUGACGACAACGAUAAAGUCUUGCUUUCUAUCGUUACUGGGAUUCGAAGCGAGCUACCGGGCCGCGUGCGGUGCAUAUUUCUCAAGAAAAGAAGAAAAAAAAAAUGAGGGUGUGAAGGGCAGGAACACAUCCGAGCGCAGCGAGC